AUGAGUUCUGAUACAAGUGAUAUCCAACAAAUCGAUGCAGAUGCAACUGAUAUCCAACAAAUUGAUGCAGAUGCAAGUGAUAUCCAACAAAUCAAUUCAUUCAAUAGAAUUGAUGCAGAUGCAACUGAUAUCCAACAAAUCAAAAACGUUAAGGAAUUCUCGAGGGAAUUCUAUUCUGAAUCAAAGAAGCUAUGGUAUCUCGCGGCUCCAGCCAUAUGCACUCUUGUUUUCCAAUACUCUAUUAGUGCCAUAACUCAGGUGUUUGCGGGCCAUGUGGGAGACAUUCAACUUGCAGCCGUGUCUGUGGAGAACAAUCUUAUUGCUGGCUUUGCUUUUGGGGUCUUGUAUGGAAUGGGAAGUGCACUAGAAACACUUUGUGGACAAGCGGUUGGAGCAAGGAAACUAGAUAUGCUUGGCAUUUACAUGCAAAGGUCAUGGAUUAUUCUCGCGGUCACAGUCAUACCAUUGACAUCAGUAUACAUCUUAACCACCCCAAUCCUCAAACUCCUACGCCAAAAUCCACAAAUUGCGAAAGCCGCCGGGAGGUUUACAUUGUGGAUGAUCCCAGAACUCUUCGCUUACGUGAUUAUUUUUCCAGUUCAGAAGUUCUUGCAAUCACAGAGCAAGAUCUUUGUGAUGGCUAGUAUUACGGUUGUGGCUUUCGUUGGGCACGUGGUGUUUAGCUGGCUGUUUAUGCUCAAGUUGCAUUGGGGGCUGCCGGCCGCGGCGGUGGUGCUGAAUGCCACAUGGUUGUUCAUCAUGGUGGCACAACUAGUUUACAUUUUCUCAGGGGCUUGUGCUGAUGCUUGGAAUGGGUUUUCUCUGAAGGCCUUUGAGAAUCUCAGGGGCUUUGUUCGCCUAUCUCUUGCAUCCGGAGUAAUGUUUUGCUUAGAAAUGUGGUACUUUGUGGCACUUAUUCUUAUUUCUGGAUACACUAAAAAUGCAGAAAUUUCAGUUGAUGCAACUUCUAUAUGCAUCAAUAUAUUGCAAUGGACGAUAAUGGUGGGUAUUGGAUUCAAUGCCGCAAUAAGUGUGAGGGUGUCAAAUGAGCUAGGCGCUUGCCAUCCGAGAACCGCAAAAUUUUCUGUAGUUGUAGCCACAACCACCUCGGUAUUCAUCGGAAUCAUCCUAGGACUCAUUCCGGUCCUCCUUAGAAGCCAUUAUCCGCCAUUAUUUACGAAAAGCUCCUCAGUACAGCAGCUUGUAUAUGAUCUCACACCAUUGUUAGGACUUACCAUUACCCUUAACAGCCUUCAGCCAACACUCUCUGGGGUAGCCAUUGGAGCAGGGUGGCAAAGCCAUGUAGCAUAUGUGAACAUUGUAUGCUACUAUUUGGUGGGUAUUCCUAUUGGUCUGAUACUAGGCUUUGUCUUUAAAAAGGGUCUCAAGGGUAUUUGGUAUGGGAUGGUGACCGGAAAUGUGGUUCAGACCAUUGCUGUGAUAGUCAUGGUCCUCAGAACUGACUGGAAGAAGGAGGCUUUGCUUGCUGGAGACAGAAUAAAGAAAUGGGGAGGCGAUUCAGAAUCACAACCAGUUGAAGCAGUUAGUGAUGAUGAUUAAUGUAACCG
Molecule: messenger RNA, 1568 nt
Organism: Ipomoea nil (Japanese morning glory)
Lineage: Eukaryota; Viridiplantae; Streptophyta; Magnoliopsida; Solanales; Convolvulaceae
Product: protein DETOXIFICATION 29-like
Exons: 8
Coding region: 1-1560 (519 amino acids)
Biological process (GO): xenobiotic detoxification by transmembrane export across the plasma membrane
Cellular component (GO): vacuolar membrane
Molecular function (GO): antiporter activity; xenobiotic transmembrane transporter activity
Source: RefSeq, a predicted model, not a curated record